Molecule: messenger RNA, 1164 nt
Organism: Closterium sp. NIES-65
Lineage: Eukaryota; Viridiplantae; Streptophyta; Zygnematophyceae; Desmidiales; Closteriaceae
Source: the annotation of a GenBank genome assembly
AUGCCCCGCUUUAAUCGACGGGAGCAGCUCACGCUCCAUAUCAAGCGCGUUAUUUGCGCGCACCACGUCCACAACCCCCGCCUGCGUCAUGUUGACCUGGCGAGGUGGUGCUACACGCAGUACGGAUUGCGCCCGGAUCGCUCCACUGUCGGCCGCAUAUUGAAGCUCGCCGAGCGAUGGGCUGUCACGACAACCGGCGACAACCAAGUGCGCCGUCGAGGUGGCGCAUGGCCUGAGCUGGAGCAGGCCAUGGCGCGGUGGAUCGCAAACGCAGGGCCCGCUGGCGUGCCUCUGACGCUGCAGACCAUCCGCGACCAUGUCGCGACGAUGUCCCGGAACAUGGGCAUUCCGCCCUCAUUCCGCUGCUCCAUCGGCUGGGUGCGCCGUGCUUUGAGGUGCCAGGGAGUGAGGUGCCGUGCAGCACAAGGCGAGGCAGCUAGCGCGGACAUGGCCGCCGUGCGCCACGCAUGUGAGAAGCUGCCGCAACUCCUCACGCAUCUCGGUGUCACCCCGCGGGACACUUUCAGCCUUGAUGAGACGGCGCUCUGGCUGUCAGUCCUCCCUCGGCGCACUUACAGCAACGGCCGCAUUCCCGGCCGCAAAUUAUUCACACAUUUCAUAUCGCAGCUCAAUGCUGCGAUGUACGCCGAAGGUCGCAAGAUCGUGUUGCUGCUCGACAACGCGAGCAGCCACAUGCUCCGCUCUGAGCUCGCAUGGAGCGAGAUCGUCUGCGGCAUGCAGACGACCUGCAUGAGCAACGUCCGGCUCGUCUUCCUGCCGCCGAAUACCACCGCAUUCACACAGCCGCUUGAUCAAGGCAUCAUAGCCACCGUAAAGGCCCACUACCGACAGCAUUGGCUGCGGGCCUUCUCGGCUUUGUGGAACGGCGACGGCGCGACUUCCGCCGUCGCACGUUUCCGCCCGAACUUGCGCGAUGUCCUCGCGUGGCUGUACACGACGAUGAGCCCUCCCCCCGCCGUCUACCCCGACAUCGAGCUCGACGACGACAUCGACGAUGUCGGGACGCUUAUUAGCGGGCUCGCCCUCGGGAAUGCGGCGAUGACGGCCGCAGAGUACGUCGCCAUCGACGACGACGAGCCAACGUGCGCCGAGGGCGCUGCGGGACAGCCCACGACUGAGCCGGAGGCGGGCCUAGAGGUGUAG